UUCUGGGUUAAGGAUCAGAACUCGCCUGUCGAUAGCCUUCCCGAGGACACCACACACGAGAUGUACAGCCACCUCCGCGGCAAGGCCCUGUCGCAACGUGAAGUUGCAGCCACAGGCACUUGCCCUUACGACAUGGAUGUUCUUUACCAAUUCUGGUCGCACUUCCUGAUUCGCAACUUCAACUCGAGCAUGUACGCCGAGUUCCGUCAUCUUGCCUUUGCCGACGCUGCUCAGCGUCACAAUUCUACUGGCAUUGCCAACCUUAUCAAGUACUAUAGCGAGGCAUUGGCCAGCCAGAUCCCUAUCCGCGAGCGUGUGGGACGUCACUUUAUCGAGCUUCUCCAGUCUGAGAAGGCUGGUGGUGAGCGUGUAGCUUUCAACCAGCUUCGUGAAUCAUGGAGAAGCACUGCAUUCAACGUCAACAACCGCAAGAAGUUCGGUGACAUGAUCGACGCUGACCUCAAGGCCGAGCUUGAG
Molecule: messenger RNA, 477 nt
Organism: Aureobasidium melanogenum CBS 110374
Lineage: Eukaryota; Fungi; Ascomycota; Dothideomycetes; Dothideales; Saccotheciaceae
Exons: 1
Biological process (GO): mRNA stabilization
Molecular function (GO): RNA cap binding
Source: RefSeq, a predicted model, not a curated record